CAGUGUCUCAAUGUCUAUCACUACCUCUAUAUAUGACUAAAAAAGACCAAGAGAUGAUCACCGUAUCCUCACAACCAUAUUCCUUUGAACAAAUUGGUGAAAUGGCUACCCAUGGCAAGAACAUCGACAGAAAGGAUAGAAAUGGACAAUGGUAAUCGACAAAACUCAAACGUACCAAAUACCCAAAACAAAAUUGGUUGCUAUUAUCUUUUUACCUUCAAGUUACCGAAAACUUAUUGUUCUUCUUCUUUCCUUUUGAAAAUUUUCAGGGUUCUCUCUAAAGAUAUCCCAACUGACAUAUUGGUUCAAGUUGGUGCAGCAGAGUUCCCUCUUCACAAGUUCAUGUUAUUAGCAAAGAGUAACCACAUAAGAAGAUUAGUUAUAGAAUCAGAAGAACCUGAUUUGAGAAGGAUAAAUCUCUCCAAUAUCCCUGGAGGUGCUGAGAUCUUCGAGAAAGCAGCAAAGUUUUGCUAUGGUAUGGACGUUGAAAUCACUGUAAAUAACGUAGCAGCCCUGCACUGUGCUGCAGAGUACCUCGAAAUGACUGAUCAGUACUGUGAUGGAAACCUCGCCAGCAGGACAUAUGCCUUCCUUACCCAAGUAGCCUUAACGAGCCUCUCCGGUGCCAUUACAGUUUUAAGAUCAUGUCAACAGCUUCUUCCCAUAGCUGAACAACUCAAUAUCGUCCAUCAAUGUAUUCAAGUGGCCAGUGCUGAGGCUUGUAACGAGGCCAAUUCUCCAAGUUGUUCACCGUCGAAUUGGUGGGCAGAAGAAUUAUCAAUGGUCCACAUAACCUUCUUUCAAAGAAUCAUCGAUUUGAUGAAAUCACGCGGCACGAAAGCACUCGCAAUCGCUGGUGCAAUCACAACCUACGCCAAAAGAUCAUUCCCGAACCAUUCCGUCAACGGCAUAAAAUCUCCUGUAUCCGGUGACUCCUCCAGAAUCAAACAACGAGAUCUUCUAGAGUCAAUCGUCGCUCUAUUCCCUGUCGAAAGUCAACAAGCGGUUUUUUCAAUCAACUUCUUGUGUUAUCUCCUGCGCACCGCGAUCAUGCUAGAAAACAAUGACAAUUGCAAGAAGCAGCUGGAGAAGCGGAUAUCGGCCAUCCUAGACCAAGUGACCGUCGACGAUCUGCUCCUCCUGUCAUACACGUUUGACGGAGAGAGAUUGUGUGAUAUGGAGAGUAUAAGUAGGAUCGUGACGGGAUUCGUGGGGAAGGAAAAGAACCUUUCGGUAUUUAAUUAUGGUGAUUAUAAAGAGGCUCCGUCGCCGGCGAUGAUUAGGGUUGCGAAGACGAUUGAUGUGUACCUCAGUAAAAUCGCCAUGGCUACUGAAUUGAGCAUUCCAAAGUUCACAGGAAUUGCUAAUUUGGUGCCCAAAAAUGCGCGAGACGUCGAUGACGAUCUCUACCACGCCAUUGACAUCUACCUCCAGCUUCAUCCAAACUUGGAUGAAAUCGAGCGAGAGAAAGUUUGCAACCCAGUGGAUCCACUAAAGCUAUCGGUCGAAGCAAGAACACACGCUUCCCAAAACAAAAGGCUUCCAUUACAAAUAGUUUUACACACGCUCUAUUAUGAUGAGCUACAGGCAAGAAGUGAUAUCGAUGGACGAAACACCCCAGGAGCCCAAAGUAUGAGGCUUCAGGUGCAUGCAGAUGCGGCGUUGGCAAAAGAAAAUGAAACUUUGAGGUCUGAAUUAUUGAGGAUGAAGACGUAUAUAUCGAAUAUUGAGAAGAAACAAGUAGGUGUGCCAUCUCCAAAAUUGAAGAAGUUAAAGAAGCCUACUUUCUUCUCAACAAUGUCCAAGACUCUUGGAAAGUUAAACCCUUUUAAGCUGGGAUCAAAAGACACUUCAAAUAUCAGUGAUGAAGUAGAUCAUAAUAAGCCUAGGAGGAGAAGGUUCUCUAUGUCAUAGAGGUGAAACCCAUGCUAAAGAGUAUGAAAUAAUCUCGUUGUUUCAAUAAUUUUUCCAAACUUUUGAGUUUACGACACUUCGUUUGAUAAAAAUACGAAGCUUUGGUGAUUCCAAAGUAUCAUAUCGUUUGAAGUUGUUUAAAAGCGCAUUCUAAC
This is a messenger RNA of Cynara cardunculus var. scolymus (artichoke), 2069 nucleotides long. Its product is annotated as root phototropism protein 2-like. The record is from RefSeq and is a predicted model, not a curated record. Lineage: Eukaryota; Viridiplantae; Streptophyta; Magnoliopsida; Asterales; Asteraceae. Bases 112 to 1914 code for a protein of 600 amino acids. The transcript is spliced from 4 exons. Gene Ontology annotation, molecular function: protein binding.